Colletotrichum lupini is the source of this 672-nucleotide messenger RNA. RefSeq lists its product as uncharacterized. Lineage: Eukaryota; Fungi; Ascomycota; Sordariomycetes; Glomerellales; Glomerellaceae. The record is from RefSeq and is a predicted model, not a curated record. The coding region runs from base 1 to 672 and encodes 223 amino acids. The transcript has 2 exons.
AUGCUAGGCACUCGGGGGAGCGUGUCUUUCAUUCCAGAGCAGUUGAGGACCCCGAGCUGCCCGGAUGUGCCAGUCACCGGACACCCAGAUUCCAUACCAGAAUCAAGAAAGACAGGUGAGACUCCCCCGACUUAUAUUGGGCUACCUCAAGGUACGGGUGGAUACCGAAUACCGACGACUAUGUAUGGGUUUCAGUGGUCCUGUCUUGGCCCCAUCCAAGGUUCGACUUUGACCUCUGAGCUUCAGUUGGAGCUUGGCGUCCUUCCGGCGGGCUUCGGACUUCUUGAGCCCUUGGUGUUGAGUACCGUCUAUCCAUUCGGAGUACUGGCGUGGAACGACUUGAUAUGGUUCUUGGCGAAUGGAAAGGCUCUCUGCGACUGCAGCGUUGGACCUGGGCUUUCCCUUUCUUUUCCGCCUCACAUUACAUGCAGAGCAAGCAGAUAUGCCAUUCAAAAGCUCUGCAAGUCAUUCCAACAUCCACACCUCGGCCCCUCUACGGAUACAGUACCACGAUCACGUCGGAACCCACGAUUCAAUGACUUGCAUCACUUUACUGCCCAGAGACGCCGGGGGCCAGGAGCGUGCGCAGAAGACCGCCCCAACGCAAAGGGAAAAGCAAAAGCAACGACGAAGGAUCUCCGGCAAGCGGCAAGCGAUCCAUUUAUUUGGUAA